CAUUCCGGAUUGCCUAAUGGUAAUUUAUCUGCAACAAUUGAUAAUAACGAAGAUAUAAUUUAAAAGUUAAUUUCAUUGUUCUAGGUAUAAUCUGCGUGUGCUGGAUCGCUGGCACACUGGUUGGCUUCCUACCGCUUUUAGGUUGGAAUGCGGGCAAGAAAUCUAACGAGAAAUGCAUCUUCACCGAAGUGAUGGAUUACGAUUACUUAGUGUUUCUGUAUUUCGCCACGAUCAUCUUUCCCGCGCUAUUAAUUGCAGCCUUCUAUACCCAUAUAUACCGCGUGGUCGUAAAGCAGGUCAGAUACUUUUACUGUAAAUAUACAGACACAGCGUAUGUACUAAUGUACCUACAACAAAUUGUAACAAUGAAUCCGUGCCGCCGUACUGGGAACCAGACAUGCAUGCUGCGCUUGCUCGGGGCAGCUAGAAAGCGUGAAGUGAAGGCAACGCAGAAUCUAUCGCGCAUCGUGCUCUUUUUCAUUAUCUGCUGGUUUCCACUUUACACUAUCAACUGUGUGAUGGCGUUCUGCCCAAGAUGCAGGGUUCACGAUGUCUUGAUGAAUUUUUGCAUAAUCCUGUCGCACUUGAACUCAGCUGGCAAUCCGUUGCUAUACGCUUAUCAUUUGAAAGACUUCCGUGCGGCACUUAAGAAUUUCAUGUGGAAGCUUUUAUUUCCGCACAGCGACGUGAAAUCCAGCGUGGUCAGCGUGAUUCACGAUCGUGGGUCUCUGGUUGGUUCUCAGAGACAAUUCCAGAGGCAAGCAGGAGGAUUGCCAUCUUCGAGGGUAGCCAGACCGAAUUUAUUGCGGCAGGUAACCGAUAUGAAAUCAAGAGUGUCAUUCUCUAUUCCUCGGAACGUUUCAGUUCAAGAGAAAAAAGUUGCAAACACAUCAAGCUCUUCGAGUGAGAAACAAGAAAAUGACAAUGAGAGCCAAAACAGCAACGAGCUGCAACAAAACGAAAGUGACAAUUUCGGAAGUGUUAGAAUUGACUCGAGUGUCUCGAGAUCCUCUCACAUUACGUCCAUGGAAUUACAGACUUACAAACCUUUAAUACCGCUUCUUCCAGCGGAGGUAGAUCACGUCGAGGAGACCCCACCCGCAUCCAUCUUUGUUAUCGAAGUGGAUGUAAAUCACGUGGAAUCGGUCCAUGAAAAACUUGGCGAGGAGUUAACGGAAAAUAAGGACAAAGGUUGA
Heterotrigona itama is the source of this 1196-nucleotide messenger RNA. NCBI's taxonomy places the organism in Eukaryota, Metazoa, Arthropoda, Insecta, Hymenoptera, Apidae. The record is from the annotation of a GenBank genome assembly.